ACGAGACUGCUCCAUGCAAUUCGCACCUCAUCAUGUCUGAGGUCCAAUUAUUCUUAUUGGCUUACAGUAAGAAUGAUAAGACAGAGGCACGGGAGAUAGCUGCGUCGACAGCUAAACGACUCGAGACGAAGGAAUCGGGGAUUCUCAACGUUGUACAGGAAUUGGGACCUUAUCUGACCGAAGAGAAUGUCGAAAUACGCAGCAAUGCCAUCGCCUACCUCUCCACUGUUUUAGCCGCAUUGCCCUCGAGAUUUCUCAGUAGGCAACAGACCGAGGUACUUGCAACCUGGUAUCUGUCCUGUAUAAAAGAUGGGCCUAAGCUUGAAUACGCCGCCGAAGGUCUCCAGGAGCUGUUACGGACGGGCAGAGCAGAUGACGCGCUGGUACAAAGCAUCACGUCGAGACUACUGGAUUCAAUUGAAGAUCUGCAGCGAUCGCCCCAAUCGGAUAGAUAUGCUGUUUACGUUUUGGUGGACUAUCUCCUGGCGGUUCAUCGCACCUCACUCGUCGACAUUCAAGAGCAGGUCAUCCCUGGCGUGAUAGACCUCGUCAGCGGCGAAAAAGAUCCUCGCAAUCUCAUGAUCAUCUUUUCCUUUAUGAAAGUGAUCAUGGUGGAAUGGCAAAUUACUCAGUUCGCCGAACCCCUCUAUGAGUCCGUAUUUUGCUAUUUCCCAAUUACCUUCAGGCCGCCGCCAAACGAUCCCUACAAAAUUACUGCACAAGAUCUCAAGGAGCGUCUUCGCGCAUGCGUUGCAGCUACUGGUGACUUUGCCCCAUUUGCCAUACCGGCUUUGAUUGAUAAGUUGGACUCCACAUCUCCUAAUGUCAAGAAAGAUGUUAUGCAGACAAUAUCCGCAUGCGCGCUAUCCUACGGCUCUAGGGUCCUUUCUAGAUACUCCAUUCCUCUCUGGGAUUCUCUGAAAUACGAGAUCUUCAAUGUCCAGGAGGAAAACCUGGCCGAUGAUGCCCUCAACGCACUCCGUUCAAUCGCCACUGGUCUUUCAUUUGAGUCAAACUUUGGAGAAACAAAGUCAUACCUUGGUCAAUACACUGCGCCAAUCACUAAAGAAUGCAACCAAGGCAUCCAGGAUCCACAGCAGAAGCAGGCCAAGGCUGCCAGUCGAAUUUUGGCAACUAUUGCUGCUGCUGGCGAGAAUGCUUAUCUCAUGGUCAUCAAAGAUGUGAUGCCUCCUCUAUAUGAGCUCUAUAGGACUGCGGACAGUAUCGCCAAGCAGAGAGGAUUGCUCGAGGUUCUUGUGGAACUUUUAGAAGCCAAUACCAGAGUAUGGGGUACAUGGGCUCCGCAACAGCCACGGUCUGCAGUCUACAACCCACUUCAGCCUUUCAAGGAGAAGAUGCUUGAGGUCUUUAGCCCGGCUUUAAUGGGAACCUCGAAAGGCGAAGUGUCAUUCCGCAUUGUUGCGCUGAAGGGUUUGCUCCAGAUGUGCCGCAUCUUCGGCUUCCUGGAUCGUGACGAGAUCGGGCUUGUUGUCCAGUAUCUGAACGAUGUCGCGCUGGAAGAAUCGACGGGAGAGGACAGGCUUCAAAAGGAAGCAAUUGAGGCGCUUGUCCAAAUCUCAAAAUACAAAUCUGAUCCUAUUCUUGAGAUUAGCAUUCCCAAGUUCAUGGCGCAGCUACCACAGAGCGCAGACCAUGGUCAAAUGCUCACUUACGUGCCUAGUUUGGAGAUCUUGGCUGAGCUGAGUGUAGAGAAGACGAUAUUCAUCCUCAUUCAACGGAGGUUGCUCUCAAAGCUUGGCGACAUUCUUAAUAAUGGCUCGUCUUCCGAAUAUGCUCUUUCCAUCUUGUCAACAUUAAGACACAUUUUUAGUCGACCAGACCUCUCGCAGGAUCUAUCAUUGGACCUUUAUUUUAGAAUGGUCAUUGAGGAGCAAACAAGGGACAUCGUAACCGCUAAUAAGCCUGGCUGCCCCGUAAAUGCGAGACAGAGCGAAGCCGUAAUCGAUGCUCAUGGACGGCUCUGCAACCUUAUCGUCCGAGCUCUUCCCGAAAACAAACAGGCUGAAGUCCUUAACCAGGUCUGGAGUCUCUUCACGACUCCGGAUUCCUUUACACCGGUGCCCUUCUCGAAUCAGAGAAGUGAAAAUGAGAGAAAAACUCUUGUUUUGUCAUCUCACCUGCUCUCAGGGAUAAACACCAAAAAGGUGAAGCUGGACCAUAUCACCUGGGGCAUUGAAUCAUACUUCCAAGACAUUGUCCGUCUCGCCCUCGACGAGACUCUUCCAGGCGUGCGCAUGGCGCUUCUACGCACCCUUGCCGUCCUCACCAACAAAUUCUUCCCCACUGGCGCCGCCCUCCCUGCGAGCAUCAUCGACGGUCCCGACUCUGGACUACUGCCGGGAAACAAAACACCAAACGCCAGCCGUGUUGCAUUCUGGAUUCUCAAAGGCCUAGUGUUCCGCAUGGAUACCUCCAUUACGCGCAUUCUGGAGCUCCUCGUCUCGCAGCUCGCCGACGCCGAAUAUGGCCAGAUUAUCGCCCGCGGCUUCGACAUGCUGCUUUCACAAGACCACGCACUUUCUGAGGCUAACCAUGCCAUUAUUAGAAAGCUUCACAAGCAGAAAGUAUUUAACGUAUGCACUCCCAGGAUCGCUACUGGCUUCCAAGCCGCCCCAGUAUCGGCUCGCGCAAACUAUCUCGUCGCCCUUGCGGGUCUUCUCAAAGACGUACCCAGCGAAAUCAUCAUGCCCGAGCUGGAGACUCUUCUUCCCUUGCUCUUGCGCAGUCUCGACCUCGACGACCCUAGCGUUAGCGCGGCCACUCUCGAUACGAUUACCGUCGUUGCAGUCCAGAACGCCAAGGGACUAGAAGGACACAUCGCCAGCCUUGUCGGGCGGCUCCUUUCGUGCGGAGAAGUAAAACCGUCUAAUCCAUCAACCGUCCGCAAGUCGGCCCUAAGAUGCCUCGGCCUCUUCCCGACCCGCAUCCGCCACGAAGUUCUGCUUCCCUACAAGACGCAAGUCAUGCACCGAUUGCUCGCCAUGCUGGACGACCCGAGACGCGACGUGCGCAAGACCGCGGUCGAUUGCCGCAAGGAGUGGGCAGGCAUGGACGAGCCGGACGAGGAUGAUGAGUAAAAACGAUUAGACUUGCCGCCUGUGGCAGCUUGAUGUCGACUACUAUGCCAAAGCAGCAAAUGGCUCACCAAGGCGUGGUGGAAUAAAGACGGACAGGGAGGACAGGCUGUAAGAUGAUUGGAUACGAUCGAAGAUACCAAUCUAGUAGAUACCAAGAAGGAACGAAAAAGCGAUCAAAUUCGAUAGAUUUACUUACGAUAGUUAGAAUUUCCUUCGCGUGGACUUCUGAUUCUUUUAGAUUUAAAAAAGAACGGAAAAUAUGAAACUCAUUAUCGGCAUGAUGCCUUCUCAUAAGGUGAUCGGUGCUGAAGGGAAACAAUAACGACAUGAUGUGUCCAAACAGCAGAUAGGAGUAAUGCAUGCAACUCAUUCUUAGUUCGCC
Xylona heveae TC161 is the source of this 3480-nucleotide messenger RNA. RefSeq names its product DNA repair and TFIIH regulator. Gene Ontology annotation, cellular component: cytosolic [4Fe-4S] assembly targeting complex. Gene Ontology annotation, biological process: iron-sulfur cluster assembly. Bases 33 to 3098 code for a protein of 1021 amino acids. The transcript is spliced from 10 exons. The record is from RefSeq and is a predicted model, not a curated record. Lineage: Eukaryota; Fungi; Ascomycota; Xylonomycetes; Xylonales; Xylonaceae.